This is a messenger RNA of Ochlerotatus camptorhynchus, 405 nucleotides long. Its product is annotated as cuticle protein 76-like. The transcript has 2 exons. The coding region runs from base 68 to 376 and encodes 102 amino acids. Lineage: Eukaryota; Metazoa; Arthropoda; Insecta; Diptera; Culicidae. The record is from RefSeq and is a predicted model, not a curated record.
UAUCAGUUCACUCAAGCAUUGCAUUCCUAUAACAAUCAGCUAGUCAAAAACUUACCAAACUUUCAAAAUGUUUGCCAAGAUCAUCUUCGUUGCCGCCCUCGCCAUCGUCGCCGUCAGUGCCAAGCCUGGAGUGAUUGCGCCACUAGCCUACUCGGCUCCACUGGUCGCUGCCGGUCCAGCCGUGGUGACUGCCCAGAGCUCGCAGUACAUUGCCCGCAACUACAAUGGAAUCGCUCCUCUGGCCUACACCGCUGCCUACACUGCUGGCGUUCCAGUUGCCUAUGCUGGCCAAGCUGCCUAUGCCGCUGCUCCACUUGCCUACUCCGCACCGCUGACUGCCUACAAUGCCGCCUACAGUGCUCCUCUGCUGCUGUAAGCGGUGCAUCGUAGUUAUCUGGAAAAUAU